AUGUUUAAGUUUAUCGUCGUUUGUGCCAUGAUAGCCAGUGCCGUGGCUUUGCCUGCCAGUGUAUUCAAAUCGCUACCUUUCAAAGCCUUAUACGACAGCAGCUCCGGCUUCGGCAGCAGUGGCGAUGAAGUUCAUGCCGACAUUAAAAAUUUCGUUUCCGAUGUUAAUGAUCAUGGCUUCCAAUAUGCCUACGACACCACCAAUAAUAUUCAUGCUGCCGCCUCUGGUGACGAACAUGGUGACCACAGGGGCGAUUUCUCUUGGAUUUCGCCCGAAGGUGAACACAUUGCCGUCCAAUAUGUGGCCGAUGAAAAUGGCUACCAACCCAGCAGUGCCUUGUUGCCCACACCACCACCAAUCCCAGAAGCUAUCUUGAAGGCCUUGGAAUAUAUUCGUACUCAUCCACCAAAGGAGGAACACAACACCUUCAACAACUUAUAUGGACUCAAGUCACAACUUGGCCGGUAA
Musca vetustissima is the source of this 468-nucleotide messenger RNA. Its product is annotated as larval cuticle protein 2-like. Gene Ontology annotation, molecular function: structural constituent of chitin-based larval cuticle. Gene Ontology annotation, cellular component: chitin-based extracellular matrix. The record is from RefSeq and is a predicted model, not a curated record. Lineage: Eukaryota; Metazoa; Arthropoda; Insecta; Diptera; Muscidae. Bases 1 to 468 code for a protein of 155 amino acids. The transcript has 2 exons.